AUGGCGAAGUUCUAUGCUACUGUACCUGAUGGAGGACGACUGGCCCCAGCGCGGUAUGGAUUUAGUUCACGAGCCCCCCGAGACGAAUCAAGAUGCGCGGGGGAUAAUAUGCUUGGCAACGAGGGAUAUCAGAGCGCUAACAGAUCGCCCAAGACAGGACCUCUUGGACCUUGGUGCAUUGCAUUCGCCACAAGCGAUCCUUACGAAGGCCUACCAGCCAACUCGCCGUUGGAGGAAAAAUAUACGGUUUUCAGAAAGUUGCUGAAGAAGGACGAACCGCCUCGUUGGUACCAAUAUUCUUGA
Molecule: messenger RNA, 303 nt
Organism: Suillus subaureus
Lineage: Eukaryota; Fungi; Basidiomycota; Agaricomycetes; Boletales; Suillaceae
Exons: 2
Coding region: 1-303 (100 amino acids)
Source: RefSeq, a predicted model, not a curated record